AUGUCCAAAUCACUCGCAUCGCUCACGUCAUUUGUGCUCCUGGCCGUCCUGGCAUCUCCUGCGCUUGCGCAAACGCCUACGGUCUCCCUGCUCAUUGACCACGGCUACCCGUCUUCGGGCACGCUCAACAUCAAGUCCGUGCUCGCGGACGUUGCCACCCGCAAAGGACAGGCGUUCCACUUCGGCUCGACAUACGACACGUACGACCCAGAUGCUUCCUGGACCUCCAACGUCUUCAGCACUUUCUUCAACCACAUAGUCGCCGAGAACGGCUGCAAAUGGGACGCUACGGAGCCGACGCGCGGCACUAGUUCUCUCUCCGGCUGUAUCGGAGUUCAGACUUUCGCAACCUCGCACAGUGACACCUUCCGUGGUCACAACCUGUUCUGGCACUCUCAGACGCCGUCCUGGCUCCCAGGCAGUGUCAGCGCUAGCGACCUUGUGGACAACGUUAUUCCCCAGCAUGUCAUGCAGGAGGUUACCGGACUCGGUGCCGACGUGACUUCCUGGGACGUUGUUAACGAAAUCGUUGGGGACGGUGUCUCGAACGGCAUGUCUGCACUCCAGUGUGUCCAAAACAAGAACUCCUGGCCCACGAAAACCAGCGACGGGUCGUCUCAGAACCUUGUCACCGACCUCUCCUUUGUCUACGCUGCUUUCUCCAAUGCCUUCAAGUACGCAGGAUCGUCAACGCGUCUUGCCAUCAACGACUACAAUACCGGUGGCAACGACGCCAAGACUGCAUGCGUUCUCGCGGUGCUUAAGGAUGUACAGGCCGAGACGGGUAUCCCAUGGGACCGCCUCGCCAUCGGCUACCAGUCGCACAUAACGGCGUCUCCUGGCCAGUUCGUCAGCAAGAGCGCGCUUUCCAACACCUUCGCUACUCUCGCGACUCUUGGCGCUGAGGCCAUGAUAACGGAGUUGGACGUUAAGCUUUCUUCUGCGACAUCCGCAAACGAGCGCUAUCAGGCCGCGAUCUGGGGCGACUACCUCGACGCCUGUCUCUUUGCCUCGAACUGCAACGAGUUUAUCAACUGGGACCCCCGCGACGACGAGAGUUGGCUCGGUACCUCCUCCGCAGGAACUUUGUUCGAUUCCAGCGGCAACCCCAAGCCCGCAGCCUUUGAAGUCGCUGCCCGCCUUCAGUACUACGCUGCCGGCAACCCCGAGCUCUGCGCUACUGCCCUUGGAACUGGUUCUUGCACCAUCAACGUCACCGGACCCGGAUCUGGCUCUGGCGGGUCUGGCACUAGCUCGGCAUCCGCGCCGGUUACCACACCUACAGGUGGCUCGCCGCCUCCAGCUGGCUGCUCCACGGCCAAGUACGGCCAGUGCGGUGGUAUCGGAUUCUCUGGUUGCACCACCUGCGCUGCAGGUUCUACAUGCCAGGUUGGCAAUGCUUACUACUCGCAAUGCCUGUGA
This is a messenger RNA of Peniophora sp. CBMAI 1063, 1422 nucleotides long. The record is from the annotation of a GenBank genome assembly. NCBI's taxonomy places the organism in Eukaryota, Fungi, Basidiomycota, Agaricomycetes, Russulales, Peniophoraceae.